Molecule: messenger RNA, 683 nt
Organism: Selaginella moellendorffii
Lineage: Eukaryota; Viridiplantae; Streptophyta; Lycopodiopsida; Selaginellales; Selaginellaceae
Product: ferredoxin-thioredoxin reductase, variable chain
Exons: 1
Coding region: 106-582 (158 amino acids)
Biological process (GO): photosynthesis
Source: RefSeq, a predicted model, not a curated record
CAAUCGCUCGCGGGAGAGAAGCUGGGUUAUGGCGGCGUGUGAUUUCGGCCCCGGUAUGUCGAUUGGAUCUCUCUAGGCGCUCCUUGGUUGCUUCGCUCGACUACAAUGCCUCUGGUUGCGAAUUCGCUGUCUGCGCCUUCGAUUUGCGGUGCCCAAUUCCAGCGCCAAGCCUGCUCGCCAUCGACCUCAUCGGCAUCGACAGUGGCAUGCUCUUCACGGCACAAAAUCUCAUCCAGAACAGUGCCGUCGAUCACGUCUCAGCCUCGCCGCCGCAGGGCAGGGCUCGCAAUCUGCGAGAUUGCGGUGGGGCGGCAGGGCGCAGCGGCGGCGGCGGCGGCAGCGGCGGGCGUGGGAUCGAGGAUCAGAGUGAAAGGGCCGCUCAAGGUGUUCCAUGUUCCCAAGAAUCCAGAGUUUGAUCUCGGGGGCCAGGAGGGAGAGGUGAAAGAGGUUCUCACGAGCUGGAAGGGGAAGAUCAUCUCCGCGAAUUUGCCAUACAAGACCCAGUUUGCGCUGAGCAUCGACGGCAAGGAGGUGAAGCUGAUCGCCCAUCUGCGGGAGGACGAAUUCGAGGUCAUCGGAUGAUUGAGAGAGAUCGAAGCGAAGAAUUUGUGAGCGAAUUCUUUUUGCGUCUCGUUUGAAAUAAUAUCCAACGACAAGAAUGUAGGGUUCUUGUUCUUAGGGCU